Molecule: messenger RNA, 12710 nt
Organism: Bemisia tabaci
Lineage: Eukaryota; Metazoa; Arthropoda; Insecta; Hemiptera; Aleyrodidae
Gene: ftz-f1
Product: ftz transcription factor 1
Biological process (GO): regulation of transcription by RNA polymerase II; tissue development; hormone-mediated signaling pathway
Cellular component (GO): RNA polymerase II transcription regulator complex
Molecular function (GO): nuclear receptor activity; zinc ion binding; RNA polymerase II cis-regulatory region sequence-specific DNA binding
Source: RefSeq, a predicted model, not a curated record
GAUAAGUGAUAAGCGAUAAGCGGUGAGGGAUAAGCGUGAGAAGGAUAAGCGCGGGCCGGUGGAAGCGCGAAGCCGAAGCGUGGAAAAGGAUCGGCGGUGUUGUCUGGCGGUGUGUUGUGUCGAGCUUGAGCCGCAGCCCGAGCGGCGCUCCGUAGCUGUUGGAGGCCAGCGCAGCGCCGCCGCCUAGCGACUCCGCGCCGCAGCCAGUCAGUCGGUGCAUUCAGCUCCUCCGUGCCGGACCUGCUCUUGGUUACCACAUACAUCGUGCUGUGACGAAAUUCCCGCACCACCCCCCGAAAGGAUUGUGCCCUGUUUACAAACCUCUCAUCCCUCGCUCGCCCUCGACCCCCGUUUUCCCGCCGGUUUGUGUUCUACUCUCGAAACUACCCUCGCCGCCCAUGUGUUUGUGUUCCUCGCACGGAUGAUAACACGAAAACCAGGAUUAAGUUUGGAGUGUCAGUGUGUGUGCGCGAUUACCGUCCCCGGUGCGAAACGCAACAUGAUUACGUUCAUUUUGAACGGGUGAUUUUUUCUACGGGUUGUUUCUUGUUUUUGUUUAUUUUAUUUUAUUUUUUUUUUUGUUUUGGUUCCGCCGAAAUUCUCGCAACUGUUCUCCCUCGCGUUGAUACCUGAAAAGUUACCACUUGCCCCGCUUAGCACAAAUUUAAGUUUUAAGCAAAAUGAGAAUUCGGUAGCCGGUUCGGUCUGUUGUCUUUGAUUGGUUCGUCGAGUUGGUCCGUGUAUCGGCCGGCAAGUUCACACGCCAGGAUUUACUGUGAUACUGUGCUCCGGAUUAUUGUGUUCUAAAUGGGAUAAAUGGGGUGGGGCUAAAGCUCGGAGAUAGCGGAAUUAGUGCGCGUAGCAUGAUCUUAGAUAUGGAACAACACCAGUCCUCCCUUAGCUCUGUCGGGAUGUCCCAUUACGCCCCCAACAACGGAGGUGGCGGAAGUCCUACCUCAGGACCCACCACAAUGUCACUGCCCCCGCCCCCUCUGUACAGUAGCCCCCCUGUUUACAACAUGAUCCAAUCACCCUCCCAAACGGGACAGUCCCAACAGCAGGGCCAACCACAACAAUCCCAGCAGCAACAAUCACAGUCCCAGAAUCAGCAACCUCCCCCUCCGUCCCAAUCCCAGCAGCAGCAACAAUCGCAGCAACAACUAAACAAUUCGUCCCUUAACCAGCAGCAACCGCAACAACAACACAAUUACAUGCCUUAUAGUUAUAACUUGCAUAAUCUAGACUCCUCACCGUACUUAUUUUCUCCCCCAGGGAACGGAGGCAAUGUUGCCAGCUCGAUGGAACUCGUUGUCUCGAACGCCGGCUCGAGCAACUACGCGCUACAGCAACACCAACAACAGCAGCAGCAACAGUCGCAACAACAGUCGCAACAACAGGGCCAGCUGCAGCAAACGAUGCAGCUCAAUUCGGGCAUCACCGAUCUCCCGGAUACCAAGGAAGUGAUAGCGAUCGAAGAGCUUUGUCCAGUGUGCGGGGACAAAGUUUCCGGUUACCACUACGGACUCCUUACGUGCGAGUCCUGUAAAGGCUUCUUUAAACGAACCGUGCAAAAUAAAAAGGUCUACACCUGUGUCGCCGAAAGGAGCUGUCAUAUAGACAAAACCCAACGGAAACGAUGUCCUUAUUGUCGCUUUCAAAAAUGCCUCGAAGUUGGAAUGAAAUUAGAAGCGGUGCGAGCGGACAGGAUGCGAGGGGGACGGAACAAAUUCGGGCCAAUGUACAAACGGGAUCGGGCGCGGAAGCUGCAGAUGAUGCGGCAGCGGCAGAUCGCGAUGCAGACGCUGAUGGGGUCGCAGUACGCGAUGCUCGGCGACGGGGCGGUGACGCUGAGCUACCAGCCGGGCUCCUCGUCGCCGUUCGCCAACCUGCACAUCAAGCAGGAGAUCCAGAUCCCCCAGGUGUCGUCGCUCACCUCCUCGCCGGACUCCUCGCCGAGCCCGAUCGCGGUGGCCCUCGGGCAGGCCGGCCUCGGCUCGAUCGCCGUCUCGGCCUCCGGCAACAGCCAGCAGCCGGCCCUCCAAAUAGUCACGUCCAACAACGGAUCUUCCCAGUCCUCGCAGGGCUCCAGCUCGGCCUCGGCCCCCGGCUCCGGCUCGAGCCUCGUCAACGAACACAAGCUCUGGGCCUCGGCCAACUCCACCACGCCCUCGCCCUCCUCCAAAUCACUCACCUUCGACGCCAGCUCCUCCACCAGUAACCUAAAUAGUAAAGUCUCCCCCGUCAUCCGGGAGUUCAUCCAAGGCAUCGACGACCGGGAGUGGCAGAACUCUUUAUUCUCCUUGUUACAAAACCAAUCGUAUAAUCAGUGUGAAGUAGAUAUGUUCGAAUUAAUGUGCAAAGUAUUGGAUCAGAACCUAUUUUCUCAAGUCGACUGGGCGAGGAACUCCGUCUUCUUCAAGGACCUCAAGGUGGAUGACCAAAUGAAACUACUCCAACAUUCUUGGUCGGACAUGUUAGUUUUGGAUCACAUACAUCAACGAAUGCACAACAAUUUACCAGAUGAAACGACCUUGCACAACGGUCAAAAGUUCGACCUCCUGUCACUAGGUCUCCUCGGAGUCCGCUCAUUAGCUGAUCAUUUUACCCAAGUCAUGCACAAAUUGCAAGACCUCAAGUUUGAUCUUUCUGAUUAUAUUUGUGUCAAGUUCCUUUUACUACUCAAUCACGAAGUGCGUGGUUUGAUGAAUCGGAAGCAUGUUCUAGAAGGACAGGAGCAGGUUCAAAACGCAUUAUCCGAUUAUUGCGCCACAGUCUAUCCCAAUAUUCAGAAUAAAUUUGAAAAACUUAUGGCAUUAUUACCGGAGAUCCAUGAACUAGCUAAUCAUGGCGAAGAGCAUCUGUAUCAUAAACAUUGUACAGGUGGAGCACCAACUCAGACUCUUCUCAUGGAAAUGCUUCAUGCAAAGAGGAAAUAAGCUUCCUUUUUAUCUAGAAGCCUUUGACCGAGGCAAGAAAAUUUGCCAUGAUCUCGCUCAUGAAACAGCAGGUCAGUUGUCGUGCUGAUCGCCAAGGUUACCAGUUUCAAGAAUUACCAUACUUGGGUAACCAGUUACCAUGUGCAAGGAAUCAAAAUGUUGCCUCUUCAUGAAUCACGCUUGGCCUAGAUCUGAAUUUUGGCUCAAAUUCACUCAAUGUUUUCAGUGCAAUAUGUUUUAUUUAUUUAGAUACAUAAAGAAUGUAUUUUUUUUAUUUUGUGUUCUCAUCCAACACAGCUUAAAAAUAAUUUGACAAAUACUUAUUUUAAACUGAAAGGAGAAAUGUGUGUGAAACAGAUAAUCCUUGGAAAAGUUAGAAGCUGUAAAAUUGAAGAAAAAUCUAUUUUUAUACAGUUCAAACUCUCUGAAGCUUGGUGCUUGUUUUUUGUUUCAUCCUCAUCAAUGUAAUUAUUUUUAUUUAUUUGCUUGAAUAAAGGAAAUUUCAUGUUUUUUAACCAAGGUACUUUCAAUGUUGAGGACUCUCUAAUAUCUUUUACCAGAGUUGAAUGUACAUAUUUUCUUAUCACUUGUUCUUGAAAAGCAGCUCCUGUAAAUUUUGUCUAUAAAAUGUUAUCCUUGUCACUUGUUACAAUGUUAAAUUAUUUUCUCAUAUUUCCUCACUCUGCUCAGUUUGGAGAAAUGUUUCUCUCAAUAACAAAAUAAUUUAUUCGGUGUUAUGAUGAGCUAGUCUCAUCAUUCAGCUAUUUUUGAUCAAAUUAUUUUUUAUUUUGAAACAUUUUGAUUUUUCCACAUCUGUCGGAUUCUGUUGCGUCACUCACACCUAUUUGAACUCUAGGGCGUUUUGCUUUUCCAGCUUUGAAAGCCCCAAAUCUAUAAUAACCUUUUAAUGCGCACUAAAUUUUGGUCAACAUGGUAUUCUCAAGAUGAACAUUGAGUUUUGUUUGUUGGAUUCCUGCUUUAGUGUUGGUUUCAUUUAAUUUUAUGGAUUAAUGUUGCUAAAUAUGUUGUUUUUGGAAGCUCAUGGUGUUCCGCUGUGGUUUUUAUCAUCAUGAUAAAAAGAAAGAAAAUUCAAAUAUUGGAUGGAUAGAGUAAUCUCAGAUAUAGGGUAUAUGUUAACACUUGGUCUGGCUAUAAUUCUAUCCCAAAACUAACAAUGCAUGUAUCCCGCUCUUUGAAUUGUCAGUUACUCUUUUCGUAAUUUUUUUUCCUCUCACAACAGCUGUAUCAUUCAGAUCAAGCUGAUGAUAAUAAAUGCUGAAAAAUGGAUCAGCCCAAUGAAAUUUAAAAAAAGAAAGGUAGCAGCUUCCACUCUUGUUACUUUAUCGCUCCCCUUGUUUUUAAUCUAUUGCACCCCAAUUUUGGUUUAACAAACUUGGAUGAGUUUUUUUGUGAAGCAAACAUGGAAUGUGGGACAGUUUGAGUUUGCAAUGUUUUUAAUAUUGAAAAUAUUUUGAACAUUUCUAUCGCCUUUCUUGAUAGUGUUUUUUAAAAGCCUAUCAUCCCUGUUUUUUUUUAUUAUCUUGCUUUGGAUCGUUUUAUGUAAUAAGAUGAUUUUCGUACCUCUAGGUUUAGGCAAUUAUUUCAUUUAAAUUUGGCAUUCGGAAAAUUUUAUAAUUUUUAUGUAAAAAUAAAAACUAACGGAAAACUUUCAAAGGCAAUAAAGUAAGGAAAUUAGUCGGCACUGGUUUUCAAAAUAGAGGUAUGGCCAUCCUUGUCUUGAUAUUAAAAACCCUCCCUCUCUCUAUGCCAUGGACUCUUAUCAAGGCUUUCAUUACUUCGAAUUGUUCUCCCUUUAAAAUUUCAGCACCAGAACUAGAUAUUAAUUUGCCAACACUAUGAAUGCAUCUUGAAGUUCCCUUUUCCAUCCUAAUUUUCUUGGCAAAAGUGCUUAUAAAUUUCUGGAGUGAAGCUUACUUUUCUUGUAAAUCCUCGCAGAACACCACUUUUAUUAAUCAUUAAAUUUUUUUGGAUGAAAUUUUCAUUGGAAAAAUUUGGAACUCUUUUGUGCUGUCUGUCUCGUAGCUAAUGUGAUAAAUUGUUUUUUUUUCUCUUUUUUUUGGAACCAGAGCUUUUUGUGUAAGAUAGUAAAACUAAUUAAUAAAUAAAUAAGAAGUUGGCCUCUUACAAAAUUUGAUGGUGGCGAAAUUUAUCUCGUGCAAUAUGCAGGGUUUAAGAUCAUGAUGUCUGCAUAUUUUUCUCUUCUUUUUUUUCCGAAAAUCAGAUGUUUAUAGAUUUUGCUUCUUUGUAAAUUGAACUCAGGGAUACCUUUCUUUUGCUUUGUAAUUUUCAUUUAUCCCUUGUUUCCUUCGCUGUUUUAUAUAAGAUGUUGAUGUACAAAAGAAGUGAUAAUUGGUUUUAUGGCUCUGUGAUUUCUCUUUGCUCUGAACAGGCAAUACCUGUAUUCAAUGAUCCUCCUCUUUCUGUAAAUCAUCUUACAUCUUCACAAAAAAUAUAUUUUGUCUCUUGUCAACUCUCUUUAAUACUUUUUCUCUCUUCCGAUUUCUUUCAGUGAUCGAUCAAUUAAUCAAUCUGAUCAAAAGAAAUUCCAACAAAAGCUUGCAAUAAAUAAUAAUUCCCUAUUACUAAAAUAUUGGCAGGAAAGAUAAAAUUAUGAAAUCCUUUUUUCUUUCUCCGUCUUGACAGAUCUUUCACUACCGUUAUUUCUGGUGCUCCUUUUCUUAUGAAAUUCCACAGGUUCUUUGAAAACUCAUUGCAUCCUUAAUGCGUCAAUGUAGAAUUCCUUCAAAAGAAGAGCCUCAAUUUAGUACUAUAAUUCUUCUUCCUUUGAUUAGGGCAUAAGCCUUGUUUGUCCAACCAGUAUUGUGUUAGACACGUAUAUAAGGAAUAAAAUGGGUAAACGUUGAUAAAAUUGAUUAAAAUUGGGGUUUAUCCAAUUGGACAGUAAUCACUGAUUAAUUAGUGGAAUUCCUUCCGAUAAACUUUCAAAUUUCUUUUCUUCACCACUUAUAAGGAGCCAAAAAAAUCUCAAUGCAAAAUUUAAGAAUUACGAAAAGAGGGGGAAAAAAGAAGGUAAAUAUGAAAGCAGAGAAGUACUAAAAUUUGUGGAUUGUUUUUUCAGAUCCCCAACUGUUCAAUGAUUUUAAAAUUUCCUUUAUUCAAUGCUCGUUAUAUUGUACAUCUUCAUGUUAGUUGUAGCAAAGAAUGUAUAUAAUGUUGUACUUUAUGUACCAAACAAGUUAUUAAUUUAUUAUUUGUAAAAAUUAUGUGGUAGUUGAGCAGUAUUUUGUAUUAUUAAUUUUAUCUCCAUUUUUCUUUUUUCAAUCAAUUUCAGUUAAUUAAAUUAUUUUAAUUGCUUGUCAAUUUUCAAAUCAUUAUUUUUUAAAAGUAAGAUUAAUUGUUAAUGUUAGGGUAUCGCAAAUUUGUAAAAACUAGAAAAGAGGGUAUUUUAUCACUCUUAUUCUGAAGAGGAAAACAUGUUGGGGAAAAGUAAUGCAUUCUGGAAAAUGUUCUUUUCAUUCUUGGUCUGAGUUAUUAGAAUGAAAUGAUCUGUGCCUUUUCUUCUCUCAAAAGUUAUUGUGCAGAAUAAAACAAAAGUUGAAACUUACAGAGUUGAACAGAGAUUACCGUAGUUUGAGUUAAAGUGGGACGGAGAACUCGUGCCAGUUGAGUUUGCAGUUACAUAUUAACUUUCCAUUUGUAAAUGCCUAUGCUGCUGCCUUCCAACAGCAACCCAGGAUAUCACUGCUACUGCCGUGUGCAGAUACGUGUAAUGUCUAAUGCAUGUUACAGAUGAAAGCAUUCAGCUGCUAACUCAUCUGGCCUGAGUUUUAGUAGAAAUGAAUUUACUCAGCUCUGUUGAAUUUGGUCACUAAACAUGUUUCACCAGCCUGCCUAAUUUUUCUCCAAGGCUUUUCAGUUUUAACCUUUUCCUCAUUCUUUUUUCUGAAGAAACAAAAGUUCUUAGGAAGUACGCUUAUGCUGUCUCGACAAUUCUAUUCAUCUGAGUGAUGCGUGUUUUAAAGUUUCAUUUGGAUACCCGAUCAUCGCCACAUGUUUGUCCUAAGUUAUUUAUUUACUUGCGCGUAAAUUUUAGUUGUUUUAUUUUUUUAAAAUUCCCUCUGGUUUGAAAAAUACUUGUUUUAAGGGGGCUUUACAAAUUGAAUUCUGUAGGAUGAAAAGCAUUGAAAUUUUAGAUUUCAUGUCAUGUUUGUACAAACAUUUCUUGGCAGGUCUUAAACUUUUAAGAAGGCUGUGUUGUAGUGAUGUUAAGUAUGUAAAUGAAUUUAUCUUUCUCUGUGACCUCUCUAGUAUCAAGCUAAUUUUCUAUGAAUAUUUCUCCUCAAUCAUCAGCUUUACAACUUCUUUUUCAUCACCGUCAUCAAAUCUUAGAAAGCCUCGUCUCAGAUUCUAGAAGUUCCACUGUGGAUCUAAAAAUUUAUUUUGCUGAAUUAUUAUUAUCAGGAGGAAGUAGUUUUUUACUACAACCUUUGAAUACUUAUCAUCAGUCCAGAAACUUAGCAGUAGUGGGCCUCAUUGAGUUUUUAGCUAUCAAACAACUUGAAGAUCUUAAUCGUGAUGCUCAUGUCCUUGGACCAAAGUUUCAGUGCUUUGCAAAGCUGAAUAAACUGAUUCUACUCCCUCUCAUUUUUCAUGGAAGUACUGAAAUGAACUUCGAAGUACCCUCAGAAAUUAUGUCCAUGCCCACAUCUUUGCUAAACUUCACAGCCCUCAGAAGGAACUUUUUUUGCUAAUGUUCCAACUCGGGGUGCUCCACAAAUUGCUGAAUUUAUCAUGACUAGAACAUUCUCAUUCUAAACAUAUGUGUCAGUUUGUUUUUGCAUGUUUGUGAGCAUUAAAUAAAAAUCUUCGCCAAAUGUCGAAUCACAUUUGAGACCUGCUAAAGCAUCACAUUAAGAUUUUUACACAUGUUAUUGAACAUUUUAAAUCAAAAUUUUUCAGCAGGAGCAUUGUUUUUAGUUAUUUAGUUGAGGGUUUUGCUGUAAUUCUCAUCACAUUUAAAGUUAUUUGUAUUUGAAGUCCAAGUAUUAGUCUAAUACCAAAUAAAUUUUUUGGGGCAGGGAGCACUAUCGAUUGAGCUCAAAGAAUUCAAGUCUACUAUUGUUUCGGAUUGUUUCAAUGUUGCACACUUCGUAUUGUGAUGUAAUGAUGUCAGAAGAACUUGUAUUGUUGAUUUCUGUUUGGCGAGGUACAUACAAGUUGUUUUGAAGGUUUUAGUUUACUUUUUCUAAGAAAAGAAAAAGACAAGAGAAAAAUGAAUUAUUCCUCCUGAAAUACCUAAACAAUUUUCACACCAUAUUAUUUCUCAUUUCCAGCUCUUUCUGUUUGUUCUCUCCCUGUAAACAACUAUUUUUCAAUAUUCUUCAGUCAUUAUUCUAGGAUGAUACCAUGUGUUUCGUUUUCUCUCCUAAGUUUACUCUUUUAAUUUGUAUUACAUUCCAGAAGCUUUUUAAAUUUUAAAUGUCUUCUUAAUUUUCUGUUUUCUGCUCUUCAAAUGCUUAGGAGAAUUUUAUCAGCUUUGCCUUUCGUAAUGAGUAAUCAGUUAAUCUAUCUCAUCAAAUUCUGUGUAGAAAGCACAUUUUAAAACAAAAAUUAACAGCCUUACAAUCAUAAGAAUGAAGUUUGGCUACAGGCGCAGCAGUAAUAACCAAAAAUACCUAUUUAUCCUCUAACAUUCGAUUCGGCAUCUUUAACGCUUCAAUUUGAAGCUGUAGUAAUUCUGUUUCCUCUGACAGAGGUGCUCUCAGAUGUAUCUCGAGUUUACAUCAGGUUUUACACUCAAAUGACUUGUAUCCUUUUCUCAUCACAUGUAAAGACCAAGUCCUAAAAAGUUGGCUAUUUUUAUGGAAAUUUAUUUUUUAAGAUGUAUUGUCAAAGAUGGUGAUCAUCUAAAACUCAGUUUCUCCUUGUCCUCAUUUCAUUGAGAAGUUUGUGAGAGAUGAAAUAUAUUCUAAUGCCCACCAUAAUUUUCUUCCUCUUCUUCAUUUAAUUAAAAAUUUUAAAAAGCAACAUCGCAUUAAUGUUAAUGUUCUUGUCUCAUUAACCAUUUUAACUGUAGACAUACUUGCUCGUGAUUUUAGGAAGUUCUGUUUGUAUCUCGUAAAGCAAAGGACAGAGAAAUUUAAAUCAAGCUCUAAAAUUAUCACACAUUCCAGUUUUCUGUUUCAUUUUGAUUUCAUUUAUUUUCUUAUUCUAAUUUUUUUUCUUUUUUUUUUUCAAUGAGCCAAGUUUAUUUUGUUUUUGUAAGAACUUCAUUAUUUUUAAGAUUGAUCGGUGAUAUCUUGUUAAAUUAAGUUUGAAGAAUUCGUAAACCAGGAAAAAAUUCAUGAUAAUUACGAUUUCUCUGAAUGGUUUAAAAUGGAGGUAAUACAUAUUUUUGUGCUUGAAAGUUUUAUUUUUGAAUAUUUUUAAUGAAAAGACUAAUUCGUCAGGAGGGAUUAGUUAGUUUACCUUCAUUCAUUCAGUGUUGUUAAAUGUUCACAAUUUGCAUUGUAUUCUUUUUUUAUUGUCACCAUAUUAAACAUUUAUGGGCCGGUUAGAGAGUGACCAAAUGAAGCACUCCCUCUUGUGCUAAAUAUGCGAAUUUUCAGAAGUAUUAUUUAAGUUUUGCUCUAAAAUUGUGUUCUACUCCAGUGUGAAGGUCAAAGUUUUUUGUUAUCUACUUACUGGCUAUUUUCUCAUUCGCUUAUCUAAUACAUCAGAAAACCUUUUUCUAAAGUUUGUCAGGGACUUACGACUUUUUUUCUCUGCACAAAGUAUUAAGGAAUAUAAAAUUUUGGGAAAAUUUAAUGUGAGGUUCAAAACUGAAGUAUCAGACUGAGAAUUCUUAACCUGAUGAGAUAUCAGAUCUACUUUAAGAAACACCAGAGUUGGUAAACACGAGAGGAGGCUAUUUUAAAUCUCUUUUUUUCUAUUUCUCUUUUUUUAAAGGAGGGGACCCAUUUGUAUUCUCCCUGAACAACAGUUAGUCCCAAUGUAAUCACUCACUUUCUAAGCCUUAAAUGUCAUAAAAUCUGAACAACUUCACUUAUGCUCCAAUGGGCAGUAUUUUGAGGAUCUUAUUCUCUUUUGAUGAUAUUAGUUCAAGUUACAAGGAUUCCCUUCAUUUGGUCAGGAUCUACGUUGAGGUCGUACUAUUGUGUUCACUGCCUUCCCUAAUGGUGGCAAUAACCAGAGAAAUAAUUUAUUUUUUUUCCCAUUAAAUGAAAGAAGGGUUGAUGAAUAUAGGUAUAUAUUUUUUUUCUUGUGCAUUUCAUGCAACAAAACAUAUUUUUUUACCAGAAUUAUUGAAAGCAAAAUGUAAUUUAUUUUUAUCGUCGAAUAUCACCUCUCCUAACUUUUCUUUAACAAGAGAUGGAUACAGCAAUUUUUAAUUCUUUUUACUGCGUUGUAUUUUGUUGAUAAUUGUACAUAACACUGCAUAAAAUACAUAAAUGAACCUAUUUGUGUAAUUAAUUGAAAGUGAAAUGUCUAUUUUUCAGUUUUAUUUAUUUAUUUAUUAAUUUAUUUAUUUUUAUGAGUAGAAUCAUAAUCAUUGUUAUAAAUAAUUGGAUGACAUGUGAUGACUGUUACAAAAUCUUUUCUCAAGUUGUUGGGUCCACUUGGUUACCUUUAUUAUCUCGUUUAAAUGUAAAUACAUUUUAUUUUUUCCUUAACUAUGGUAGAAAAUCUUAACACAAGCUGAUCAUACCUUUUUGAUCUUCUUCAAAUGAUUUGACUCAUAUCUUGACUCUGCUUUUCAAAUUUUCUCAAAAAAAUCUUUGCACAGUAGUUGGUAUCGUUUUUCCCCCUUUUUUAAAAUUAUUUUUCUUUUAUUUUGUCUUCUCCCAAUCAUAGAUUGUUUUACGUUUUUGAUUUGUUAUCUGCAUCAGUAAUUUUUGCAGCACAUUAGCACCUUCCUCCUCACUUUUGAAAGUAACAUUGAUAUAAAAGAUUAUUCUCUGUGAUCGGAGUUUAUCCCUCAUGUUCUAGAAGAAAUUGUAUAAACCUAUGCCCUUUCAAUCAACAUCACAUUUGUUGUUUAAUUAUAGGAUGGAUAGGGGAAACAGGUAUCAAAAUUAAUUUUUCAUUGGAAACUAAAUACUGCUAUCGAGCAUUAUUCAAUACCGUAAAAUUUCACUUGCCGUAUAUUCUAAGAAGCCUUCAAAGAAUCAAGCACUCUGCUCACAUUUGUUCUGCUAAUUUUUAUCAGAAUAACAGAAUUUUCUCAUUUGAAUAGAGCAUCCUCUUAUCAAUUGCAGAAAGGUUUUAUUAUCAUUUUAUAGAAGAUAUAUUGAGUCAUUUUCCCAGAGAUUAAAAAUCAAGAUGCAAUUUUUCCAUCGCCUGUUCUUUGCUCUGAAUUGGAAGGAUAACAUAUUGAAAGGAAUUCCGAGCUUUAUACAUGCAUAAGAGAAGUAUGACUGACGGCAUUCAAAAUGUCUGCUAUCAAGUAAAAACAUGUUGGUCUUCAGGCGGCUCUGCAGUACUUAGCAAUUUUUUCCAAUUUUUUUCUUUUUUAUCUUUUUUAUCUUAUAACAAAUUUCACGCCAAAAAUGAUUAUUUUUCUUUUUUGUAUCAAGAUGAUCUGAUAAGAUAUUUUGUGGCUCCUACUCCAAGGAGUUGCCAAAAAAAAAAAAAAAAAAAAAAAAAAAAAAAAAAAAAAAAAGAAUCAAUCUCCUUUUGGAAAAAUAAAAUGAAGUUGGAAAGUAGAGCAAUCAAAGAGGGAAAACUAUUUGACUAUGCUGGUGCGUCUGUGACCUUAAAUUGAAAACAGCUCAUUACAUCACUGAGAUUAUACAAUAAAUCUAUAUCAAAUCGAUGUUUACUUUUCUUCUUCCCUUUUUUUUCAUUUUAUCGUUUGAAACUUCUUGGCUUUGAAGUUAUUUUCCCCCCUUGUGUUUCUCUCCAGCAUGUAUUUUUAUUUCAUUGCACCAAAGUUGUGAGACUUCCCAGUUCAUAAUCCAAUCUGUUUCAAUUUUCCUUGCCUACAAAUCCACAGCAAGGUAAUUCAGAUUUUUCUUUUUUAAAGCUUGCUCAUAAAAUGUUCGAAAUAUUCGACAACGUUCACAUUCUUUUAAGCAAUUUACAAAUUGUCUUUUAAGUGAAGGAUCUCUUUUGAGAAAUUGGAUUUAAAGAAAGUAGUCAAAUUGUUUAUGUUAAGAUUGAAGUAACCUUAUAUUUUGAAACAAAAAAUCACAAACACUAAUUUUAUUUUAAAUGUAUUCAGUCCUCUCAUUUAAUUUGAAAUGUGUGAUUUACCUAAGCAGUCAAAAGGAUAAAUAUGAGGGACUUUCUUAUUACAGCGACAGCAAGAUAAAUUUUUUCCUUUCAGCUAGAUCAAAAAGAAAAAAAAUUGUUUGGCCAAUACCAUAACAAAACUUCCAUCAUUUGCUAUGUAAUCGCGGCUGUAAAAUGAAAUGCCAAGUAAAAACAGCAAGUAAAGCUAUAACAAGAGUAAUUAAAAAUUCAGUGAAUAUUGAGUCAAACCAGCUAGUAAAGUAUUCUCUCAUUUUCCUCCUUCCUUCUUUCUAUGUACAUCAUUUUGAAGUAAUUAUGUAAUAUCAUUUUUUAUGAUUUAAUCUUUUCUAACUUUAUUUGUUAUUAUUUUAUUAAAUUACAUGUAUAAGGAAUUCGUUACCUCACUUAGAACUUGUGUUUUACCAAGACAAGUUAUCAGUACCAUGUUAAAUUUGUAAUGUGUAAAUAAGUAAGUAAAUAUAUUUAUAUAUAUAAAUGAACAUAUAUAUAUAUAAGUAUAUUAAAUAUAAAAUAAAUAAAAUUUAAGUAUUCGUUGUA